This is a messenger RNA of Funneliformis geosporum, 2967 nucleotides long. NCBI's taxonomy places the organism in Eukaryota, Fungi, Glomeromycota, Glomeromycetes, Glomerales, Glomeraceae. The record is from the annotation of a GenBank genome assembly.
AUGCCACCAAAAUUACGUAACAAAAAAACCGCUGUUUCUUGCGAGAAUUGUGGUGAUAAAUCUCAUGCAUCGAAUGAUUGUCCUAUUCACGUCAUUGAUGAUAAAGUAGAACGCAGGGGUAAACAAAAAAAAUCAAUUACUGGAACUUCACAGGGUCAAACUUACGACUUAAAUGAAGAAGAUAAGGAAAUUUCUACAAAACGCAAUGAUUCACCUAGCAAUGAACGAAAUGCUCCAUCAAAAAAAAGACUUAAAAAGGAUCCAGCUACCUCUUCAACCUCAACUGGUUCGGGUUUCGUUCCUUCUUCGGUUUAUCAACCUCAACACAUGUCUACUGAACGUGUUUCUCCAGAAGUGCAACAAGGGAAUAUAUCCGCAGUUUCAAAUUCUUCUUCAUCGACACAUCCUCAAAUUUUUCAACGCGCCACAAUUGUGCCAUUUUCUCUUGAUUUGGACGCGUUUGAUCAGGAACUUUGUGAUGAACAAGAAUUGGAAAAUGAAUCAGAUCCCGUAGAUGAUGUGGGUGCUGUCCAAAAAUUAUACGGUAUUAUCAAAACCAAAAUUGUAGGUGUAAGAUAUUAUGAUGGCGUUGUAAAUAAAAAUGAAUCAGUUUCUAUUAUACGUGAACCACGUAAUGCUUAUGAUCGAAAUGCGCUGCGCGUUGAUAAUACUCUCGGAGUUCAAGUUGGUCAUAUACCUCGAGAUGCGGCUUCGGCACUUGCGCCAUUAAUUGAUAAUGGAAGUAUUCGAAUCGAAGGUACAAUUCUUGGCAAUAAAGGAGUUUACACCAUUCCUCUUCUUGUUCAUAUUUUUGGAAUACAAGAACGGGAAGAUCUUACCACAAGAAUUUUAAGAGCGAAAGGAUUUAACUUUGAAUCACUUCAACCUACGUCUCAAGCAAAAGGAAAGGGUCGAAAAGCUCCUGAGGCAAAUGAAGCAUGGCGUGAAUUAGUAAGGCAAGGACAAACCCUUGAUAAAAGGAGCACCAAAAAAAUUCUCCAAGAAGUUGGAAUAUCUAUUAUUGAUUUGGCAAGGCUUCCGGAGGCCCCACAGCCAGAAGCUUUGAUCACACCAUUACUUUCAUAUCAAAGACAAGGACUUGGUUGGAUGUUAUCCAACGAGCAUCCCGCGAAUCCAACCUCUGAUAUAGCGACGCAAUUCUGGGUCGUUCGUAAACAAAAUGGUGAAGAAUAUUAUUAUAAUGUAGCUACCGGAUUUUCGACCAAAUCUUGUCCUAAUUUCGCUAGAGGUGGAAUCCUUGCCGAUGAUAUGGGUCUUGGAAAGACUUUGCAAACGAUUGCUUUAAUCGCGUCUAAUAAAGAUGGCAAAGGAUUUAUUUCCAAUCCUGUCAAUUCGAAUCCAACUUAUUCCAAAACUACUCUGAUCGUCGUUACUUUGAGUAUACUUGGAAAUUGGGUUGACCAAAUUAAUAUGCACGUCAAGGAAGGUUCACUAUCUUAUUACGUUUUUCAUGGUCCUAAUCGAGACGAAAAUCCUCAAUUCCUUCAAAACUACGAUGUAGUGAUUACCACUUAUGCUAUACUUGGACAGGCGGAUAUAAAGAAUGAAAAAAGAGGGUUAUUUGCUGUUAAAUGGCUUCGAGUCAUCUUAGAUGAAGGACAUAUAAUUCGCACCAAAUCGACCAAACAAAGUAUUGCUGCGUAUCAUUUGAAUGCAGAAAGGAGAUGGAUUCUCACCGGGACACCGAUUAUGAAUGAAUUGAAUGAUAUGUAUUCAUUAAUAAAAUUUUUAAGAAUUGCUCCCUUUAAUGAAAUAGAAUGGUGGAAUCGUGUAUUUAACAGACCGAUAAAGGCUGGAGAAACAGAAGCCAUUGAAAGACUUAAGGUCUUGAUGAAAAUUGUUUGUCUUCGACGAACAAAGGAUAUGCAAUUCAAUGGUCGUUCGAUAUUGUCCCUUCCUCCCGUUAAUUCCUUUGUUCACAAAGUCAAGUUCAACUUUGAAGAGAAGAAGAUUUAUGAUGAGGUGGAAAAAGAAGCAAAGAUACUCUUUAAGAAAUGGAGAGAAUCAAAGAAUUCUAAGGAUAAUUACGCCACAAUCCUGGAAAUACUUAUGAGAUUGAGACAAAUCUGCAACCAUCAUAAACUUUGUGCAGAACGAGUGAAAGAGAUUAUGGAAGCUCAUGUUAAUAUUUUUGAUAUGAGUGAUGAUAAUAUCAAGUCAUUAGUGAACACUUUGAGAGUUAUUAUUGAAAAUAAUGAAGAUUGCUGCAUCUGCUUGGAACCACUGACCACUCCUGUAAUCACGCAUUGUAAACACGUGUUUGAUAGAGAUUGUAUCGAGAAAGUUAUUGAUAAAGACAAACAUUCUUGUCCAAUGUGUCGUAGUCCGGUUCAAAAGGAUCAAUUGAUUGACCCACCUCCCGAACGAGAUGAGGAGCUUGGAGACAUAAUCACUUCGGAUUAUAAACCAAGCUCAAAAAUUAAAGAUUUAUUGGAAUUUCUUAAGAUAUCGAAUGAAAAAGAUCCUACAACUAAAUCGGUGGUCUUCAGUCAAUGGACAUCCUUUCUUAAUUUGAUUGAAAUCGCUUUUAAAGAGGCCAAUAUUAAAUUUGUCCGUUUGGACGGUAGUAUGUCGCGCAACAAACGCGAAAAGUCGAUUAAUGAUUUCUCUUACGAUCCACAAGUUAAAGUCUUUCUUAUUAGUUUGAAAUGUGGAUGUCUUGGAUUGAACUUGACUGCAGCGAAUCAAUGUUUUCUAAUGGACCCUUGGUGGAAUCCGAGCAUUGAGGAUCAAGCAGUCGACCGAAUCUAUCGAUUAGGUCAAACACGACCUGUUUCGAUCUUUAGAUUUGUGAUUGAGAAUACGAUUGAAGAUCGUGUGAUUGAACUUCAAGAAAAAAAGCGUGUAUUGGUAUCUCAGGCCUUCGGAGAACAGAGGAGACAAGAUGCUGCGAAAGUGCGAGAAGCUCGGUUGGAAGAACUGCAAAUCUUAUUGGGUGGAAAUUAA